AUGGGUGGUCUAGCAACUUGGAACCCAAACGGAUUGGGACGAUACUGCAAGUCGAAGCCCUUUGUUCAGCUUAUCUUAGAGGCUAAAUCACCUGACAAUUGGAGAGGAUUAACAUUAGAAAAGUAUGAUGGAACAGUCGAUCCCAAAGAACACUUGGACAUUUUUACAACACAAAUCAAUUUAUACACAGAAAAUGACGCUUUAUUAUGCAGAAUAUUUUCCAUUUUGCUUCGAGGACCAACACUCAACUGGUUUACCAAGUUACCCCCCUCGUCCAUUGAUUCGUUUGCAACCCUAACCAAACGAUUCAGCCUACAAUUUGCCGUAAGCCACCCCUAUCCUCUGACGUCUUUAAUACUUGUUAACAUCUGUCAGGAAAAAAAAGAGACACUUAGAGCGUUCAUUGAGCGCUUUGGCAAAGUGACCCUCUCAAUCCACAACUUGGAGCCAGCAAUGGUCAUGCAUCAUCUCACAACAGCUCUUAGACCAGGACAUUUUGUCAAUAACAUAUGUAAAAAGCCACCCACGGACCUAGAUGAAUUGAGAAGCUGGGCUGCUAAGUAUAUGCAAAUGGAGGAGUUGGCUGAGUACCGUAGUCAAGUACAGAUGGAGCAGGGGUCCAACUCAAAAGAUGUUGAAAAAAGAGAAUCUUUUAAGUUUAGGAAAGAAAACAAAGAUCGAAGAAGUGAUGCUAAGAGGCUGCCUAGAGGACCCAAAUAUCCUUCCUACACAACCCUCAACACCAAUCGCUCAAGGGUGCUUGACCAAGCUCUUGCAAGAGAGAUACUAACUAUGCCUAGGUGUGCCAAUACUCCUCCUCGGGUAGACAAGUCCAAAUCUUGCCAAUACCACCAUAAUAAAGGACAUACCAUAGAGGAGUGCAUGACCUUAAAAGAUCGUAUGGAGAAUUUGAUUAAAGAAGGACAUCUGCAAGGGUUUAUACAAACAAACCCCCUCAGUCAUGCUGAAAGGGGUAGAGACUGUUACCCUGAAUCAUUAAGAAGAUACCAUGACAAAAAGUCUGAAUGA
Molecule: messenger RNA, 1029 nt
Organism: Abrus precatorius (Indian licorice)
Lineage: Eukaryota; Viridiplantae; Streptophyta; Magnoliopsida; Fabales; Fabaceae
Exons: 1
Coding region: 1-1029 (342 amino acids)
Source: RefSeq, a predicted model, not a curated record